Molecule: messenger RNA, 7824 nt
Organism: Pecten maximus
Lineage: Eukaryota; Metazoa; Mollusca; Bivalvia; Pectinida; Pectinidae
Product: tyrosine-protein kinase BAZ1B-like
Exons: 32
Coding region: 90-4781 (1563 amino acids)
Biological process (GO): chromatin remodeling
Cellular component (GO): WICH complex
Molecular function (GO): protein binding; histone H2AXY142 kinase activity
Source: RefSeq, a predicted model, not a curated record
GCAGACGAAUGUGCGCUGUUGCUUCCGCUUGUUCGCGCCAGAUUUCAAACACCUAAAGGUUUACUCAUUUUUAAUGGGAUAAAUUAAUUAUGCCACUCUUAGGCAAGAAGAUUUUCGUCAGUGUGAAGCCUCUGAAGGAUAUCCGAUCAGAUGAGAAAGUCUACACGGCCACACAUUCUAAGGAACAGUUCCGAUCUCAGAAAGAAUUUGAUGAGCGAACAGCCUGGUAUAAUGAAAGAAUAUGGACUUGUCGUUGCACGGGUCACACCAAUCUAACUCAUCAGGAAGCCUGGAACUCAGAGAAAAUUGUCAACAAAUCUCUUAAACAGCAAUUCCCAAGUUUUCACCAUAAACCAGUUUUGGAACUUGUACAUCACAGUACGUUGACACUGGACACAUUAGUUGAUCAAGCUUGGCUUUUGCUACAACAGGUUCUGUCAUUGGAUGAAGUAGUGUCUCUUAAGGUUAAAGCAGCUGGGAAAUUGAUAAAAGGGCGUGUCAUCAAAGUCAACAAAGCUGGUGUUGAAGCAAAUCCUACAAGCAACUGUAACUCGCCUUCUAGUGACAAGGAAAACUCUGUUGAGGAUAGUAAUAGUUCCCCACAGAAAUGGCAACCUCCAAAGUUGCUGCCUUACAAGUACAGUUUGCGUCUAGAGGAUGAAGACAAAGUCAUCAACGAAAUCCCAGCUGUAGACAUAAGUCGACUGGAGAAAGUGCCAUCCAAGGAGCUGCUGAGAUUUUUUAUUCGAGCCAACGCCCUGAGGGUAGGGCAAAACCAGACCAGCCCAUGGGUCGUGGAUGACAUUCGGGUCAAAGAGUUUGGUCUGCCCAACAAAUUUGCUCACUUCUUGCUCUCUCCUAUCAAAACAGCAGAGAUGAACAACAAAGAGGAACAUGAAACAGUUUCUAAAAAAAGAAAACUUUCAUUGCAACCUGGCCCUGCUUCAAAGAAGGCCAAGAUAGAUAAAGUCAACAGUGUAAAGAAAACCAAGGACAAUGACAAAACAAAACAAACAAAAUUAAUUGGGUCAUCCCUUAAAAAGUCCUCAUCAGUAACAAAGUUGAAAACAAAUGACAAAGCUUCUCCGAAGAAGUCACCAAAGAAAUAUAAAACCCCUGAAAUAGUAGAUAUAGUCACUGACUCAAGUAGCGAUGAUGAGGAUUGUCCUCUAGCAAAGCUCCAGUCAUCUCCUUCAAAGAAUAAAACACCCACUAAAAAAUCUUCACCUAAAAAGGAAACAAAGAUGUCUAAAGCAAAGAAGGAAAAACAAAAAUCGAAAGUACAGAAGGACAAGAAAAAAUCUCUAAAGAAAAAUAAGAAAUCUGUUCUCGAAAAGAAAAAAGGCGACAGCAAAAACACCUCUAAUAAACGAAAGGUCAUUGAAUUGGAUAGUGAUGAUGAUCAGCCACUGUCAAAGCUGAAACAAUCUCCCAAGAAGAAUAUGAAGCAGAUGACUCUUUUUGAAAUGUCAAAAAAGAAAGGGUUAAAAACUCCAGAAAAGAGGAAAUCAACCUGUGGCAGCAACAGCACUCCAGAUAAAGGAACCAAGACACCUGACAGGAAGAAGGUGAUGUCCCCACCAAGGACUCCUGCCAUAGUGUCCAAGAUGCUUCAAGCUAAAAAGACGGAGGACCAGGCCAAGUUUAAGCUGUUUGUUCAGCAGGCUGCUAAAAUCCUGACUUCACCACAGAGGAAACGCUUACCUCCCGAGAUCAAGGAGAGUGUGGAGCGCAAAUACGAGCUCAUCGCUGAGAAAAAGAAAUUAAGCAAAAUGACACCAGAACAAAAAGAAGCUUACUUAAAAGAAAAGCAGGAAAAUUUGAAACGGAAACGUGAUGAACGAAAACAGGAAAUGAAGCAGAAAAACAAAGAAAGGAUGAAAGAGUUGAAUAAGAAAUAUGAGGAUCAGAAGCUGACUGGCAAGCCACUUCCUCCUCCUAAACUUGUACCCACCCCAGAUGGAUUUCCAAAUGAAAUGUUUGGUGAUGUUGCUUUUAUUGCGGAAUUCAUCAACUGUUACUCUGGUCUUCUUAUGCCAGAUGAAAAUUAUCCCUUAAGGACGGAUGCGCUGAUGAAAGCCUUGUCCUGUGGAAAUGAAGGGUUUACCUAUCUGUCACGUGCCUUAGUAGUUCUUCUUCAGACUCUACUGCAAGAUGAAAUCUCAGAGGAUUACCAAGAGAUCCGAGUGCCACUAUCAGACAUCCCGGUAAACCCCUGUACAGCAUCCGAGUUGACAAGGCUCUGUCUGAGGCGACAGGACGAUGGAGGACAUUCCUAUGAGGAUGAAGACGAACAAGAAGUUCCUGAUGCCUUGAUCCAGUUGCUGGAGUCCCAGGAGAUGUAUCAACUGGAAAUAGCCCAGAAACUACAGAUCAUGAAGGGUCUAUGUCUGAGGAUCAUGGGCACAUAUUCAGUACAAGACUUCAUGGAGGAAAAGCAGACAGAGGCUUCUAAACUCUGGAGGAAGAAGCUGGCUGUGCUUAAAGUAAAGAAUACUGAAUUAAAGAAAGUAAAAGAAAAGAAAAAGAAACAGAAAGCUGAGCAAGCUCAGAAAGAACCAGAGAAGAAUAAAACAAAGGAGGAGAAAUCAUCAAAUCUGACCAUAUCUCACUUCUAUGGUCAAACACCUGCCGACCAGAGUGACUCGUCCAAGCCAGCUACUCCCGAACCUAUAUCUGCUGACUCCACAGAGGAUGGGGAAGACUUGGCUUCAGUGGUGAAACGACGAAGGAUCAGUGCUGCUAAAGUUGCAGCCGAAAAGGAGCAGCGACAAUAUGAGACGAGGAAACAGAGAGAAAAGGAAUAUGAAGUGUACAGGAAACAGAAAGAGGAAGAGGAUUUUGAAAAAGAGUUUGUUCGUGGAAUUGCCCUGGCAAAGGCUGCACUUCGUCAUACACCGAUAGGGACAGACAGGAACCACAGUCGGUACUGGGUUUUCUCCGGGGUUACUCCUGGCAUCUACAUAGAGAAAGGCUGGGUUAAUGAGGAGAUCGAUUACUGUACCAGAAAGGCAGGGUCUAACUGGGACAGUGAUGACUCGGACACCUCCACCAACACAGGAAAUAAGGACUAUGAUCAGCAAAAUGUUGAAACUAGUGUUCCACAUUUUGGCCAGAACUUGUGGUUUACCUACUUAUCAGUAAAGGAAUUGGAUGAUUUAAUAGACAGUCUACACCUACAAGGUUGGCGAGAGAGUAAGCUGAUAAAAGAACUUAAGAAUCGAUAUGCAGAGAUAUGUUCUGGUAUCAACCAGAGCAAAAGAGCUGUUUGUGAGCUAAGGGAUUCAGAUGGCGACAAAGAAAUGCUGAAUGGAUUUAAACAGGAACUUUUGGAUACCGAGACAAAGCUACGCUACGGUGGUUUAGGUGGUGUGAAUGGCUUUGAGGUUUGGGAGGCCAGGCUGGAAUCAACGACAGAUAUUGCAGAAUUUGGUAAAUUGAUGAUUCAGACACAAGAACAUGUAUCAAAGAAAUUUUGCCAGGGCAUCAUGGGGGAGAAAAAGAAAAGGACAAAGGUGGCCGAGGUGACAGAAGUGAAGGAGGAAAAAGAAGCAGAAGAAAAUGAAGAGGAGGAGAAAGAGAUCAAGGGCAUCGUGGAAUGGCGUGAGGCGGUAGAGAGUGCAACUACAUUGUCACGACUUCACGUCCUAAUGGGCAUCCUAGAUAACAGUAUCAAAUGGGAAAAGUCGGCAGAGAAUGCGAAAUGUAAAAUAUGCCGCAAAAAGGGAGAGGACCAGAAGCUGCUGUUGUGUGAUGAAUGUAAUCAACCGUUCCACAUGUACUGUCUCCGACCUGCCCUCAUGGAGAUACCUAAAGGGGAUUGGUUCUGUGCCUCCUGUAUGCCACAGAACCAAAGACGGAAAUCUCGAGUGUAUAACGCUGACUUUGAUGACCGAAGGAAGACUAGUGAUGGAUACACAAGUGACUCCAAUGACUCGUCCUCAGGGGACAUUGAACAUGAAGAAAAUUGUGCAGAGUGUGGUGGAGAUGAAGGUCUUAUCUUCUGUGCUGAGUGUCCUACAGCAUACCACCUUGAAUGUCAUGACCCGCCGCUACGACAUCCUCCAAGGGGCAGAUGGGUUUGCACAGAAUGUAAAACUGGGGUGAAGAGAAAUUCAAGGUCAAGAUCAAAACGGAAAUCUGCAAAGAAAUCUGGGAGAGCUGCUCCAAAAAGAAAGAAAUAUGUUGAGUCAUCUGAUGAAAAUGAUGAGGAGGAGGAGGAAGAGGAUGAUGAAAGUCAGGAGGAGGAAGAGGAGGAAGAUGAAGAAGAGUUACCUAAGAAAGUUGGUCGCAAACCGAAACAGAAAUCUCCUAAGUCUGGACCAGGCAGGAAACCUGGAUCAGCCAACAAAAAGGAUAAAUCUCGAUCUUCUGUUGGCAGUAACUCUAGUUAUAAUGAAGGCAGGACAUAUACUUCCAGACGGGCACCAUCAGAACUCUCGAUAUGUGAGCAGAUUGUAGGCGAUAUCAUGAAGAUGGAAUCUUCAUGGCCAUUCUUGCUUCCUGUCAGCAAAAAGGAUGUACCCGAUUACCACCGUAUUGUAAAACAUCCCAUGGACCUGCAGCUUGUCAAAGAUAAACUCAAGUGUAUGGUGUACGGCUCAGUGGAGGAAGUCAUUGAGGACGUCAAACAGAUCUUCAUCAACGCUGAAACUUACAACAAGGUUGGAAGUGAAGUGUUGGAUUGUAAGGAUGAAGUGGAGCGAAACUUUGCCCUGUUAAUCAAGAAGAACUUACCUAUGUGCCUGUAUGCCAGAGUAAAAAACAGCCAGUUUUGCUGACGAUAAUUAAUAUAGACAGCUAAAAGUGCUGAGUGUAACGGAUACAAAUAAGCAAGUCUACUGACAGUGAAGAGUAUGGUGAUAUUGAUGUAUAGACGUCCACGCGUGCUGACAAUAUUAGAUAUAGACAGCAAAGCAGGGUGACAUUAUCAAAUAUAAACAAUGAAGUCUGCUGAUGAUAAUGAAUAUGAUUUAAAUCAUUGAUUAGCUGUUUUUAUUAUGUUGACAUUUGAAAUAUAUUAAUUUUGCUGAUGAAUUGCAUGGAUUAUUUUAACACACUGGAACCACAGAUUUGUAAGGACAUUCUGCAUCUGGAAUAUCACAAAUCUUGUGAGAAUGUACUGGAAUAAUGAGAAUCAUGUGAGAACACAUUGGAAUCAUGAGUCUUAUGACAAUGCCCUGGAAUAUCGUUAUCUUGUGAGAAUGCUUUGGAAUAUCACAAUCUUGUGAGAAUGCUCUGGAAUUUUACAGCUCACAGGAUGCAUAAUACCAUCUAUCAAAACUAAUAGGACAUGGAAGUGCGGCCAUCUUGGAUUUGGGCUACAGCUGUUCUGGUGUACAAGGUUAGACAGCACAACAGCUGUUUGUGUGUUAAACUGAACUAUAAUACUAGGUUACAUACCAGCUUGAUGUCCCCUAUCCUAAGGACAUAUGUGUGAUGAAGAUAGGCUUCAUUUGAAAAUGACUGUACUUGUGUCACCUUUGAUCUUGUACUGUGUUCUGAAGAAAGUCCCGUUCUUCAAUUAAAAGGACUUCAAUGAUUUAAUUUUAAGGAAUUCUGAGGAUGAAAGUAUGCUUAUAAUUUUUGCUUUUAAUACUCAAAUUACUUCAGUGUUCAAUAGUUUCAGAAUAGUGCACAUGUAUUAGUAUAUUGAGUAUCUAAACAAAGUCACCCAAAUGCAAAUCCUUGGUUCAUAAUGGGACUCAUAUUUAAUGUAAAAUCUUUCCUCGUCUUCUAAAUUGUGUUUAUUUUGGCAGUUAAACAAGAGUGGUGAUCAUGUAGUCAACAAUUAAAACCAACUACAGAAAAAGGUAUAAUUCAAGUAUUUUUUUAAAAGAAAUUGUGUUUGUAAAUAAAAUACUAUUAAAUCAUGUUGUGUUUCAGUUUACAAACAAUUACUGCAAUUUGAAAUAAUUUUGAUUAUACUUUAUGGAACCUCUACAAUUGCUCAUUAGAAAUAUCCUCUCUGGAAUUAACUUAGAGACAACUGUAUUGUUGAUGCGUUCUCCCUCAAUCCAUUUUACGGUUACCUUAUUAUGAACUGGGUGGCAAAGUAUGGCAGUUAAUUAAUCACUCCAGUCCUUUGGUAGGGUGAUCACUGUGUAGGUGGGACCAAAUGAAUUCUUUGAUAACAUACUCUAUACCUGAGGUACAUUGGUGAACAUUUCAGUAUUCGUGUCAUUGUAUAUCUGAAUAAGAAACAUUUACCAUGACAAGUGUUUGUGGUUUUAAAUCAAACCUACUCUCCAUGAAUUAUUUUAAACACAUAGAAUCUAUGAUAUUUUCUCACAAAAACAUCGUCUGUUUUAAUUGACAGAGCUAUUUAAUGUUUAAUGAAAAAGUUUUUUGAGUUUUUUUCCCUGAAAACUGGACAUAUAUUUUUUCCACAUUUUUUUCACAUGAAUAUCAUACAUCGUAUGACUUUAAAGAGAAUACAUUUUAAUGACAUUUUCAGUCAUGUAUAUCAAUUAUGUGUAAAAGUGUACAUAUUUUUCGUGGAUGCUGAUUAUGCUUUGGCCAUUAAAAACAUGGAGUGUUUCCUAGGGCACAUUAAAAGAAUAGGGCACAUUUACAGUAUUUCCAGUGCUUAUAAUAUAAAAUGUUCAACAAAUAUGGAGGGAUAAUUUAGCACAGGAAACACACACAUACUGUAUAUAUUGUUGGGCCUUGUGUUGUGUUGUACAUGUGGCAGAAUUGACUGUACAGAAUUUAUCAAUCAUGUAGAUCAUGAUUUUAAUUUUAAGCUGAAGGGAUAUAUAUGCUACCCCUCCUUGUAGUUAUUUUUUAAGAGUUCCCCCCCCCCCCCCCCCCCUUCCUUUACGUACAAUUACAGCAGCUUUUUUGUGAAAGAUAUUUCUAGACAUCUUCAUAUGGAACAGUUGAAAACAAGAUUAGGUAGCAUAUAUCCUUAAAGUAAUAUUCAUUGUUUUACAUAAAUCAUUAUUCGUACAAAGCGAAAUUAUUUUCAAGGAAAAAUUCGUUUUUACAUGUGUAACUAUUUAUAGCAUUUUUUAAAAGAUGUAUUAAUUUAUGUCAUGUAAAAUUGUUGUCAUGUAGAACUAUUUAAAUUUUUUUUUCUAGCAGAAUUUUACCAAUUUGUUACAUAACAUUUUUAUGCACCAAAAGUUUUAGGUCUACAGCAACUUGUUGAGUUUGGAUAAAUGCAGAUCCACCAUUGUGUAAUAAAAUAUUUCUAUAGCAAGACUGGUACCCUUCUGGUGCUCUAAAUCAUCGAUACUGUUAUCUACUGGUGUUAUAACCACCUGUAUCACGGUCCUCUUAUCCAAGAUUUAUCUCCAGAACACAUACUAUCUUUGGAGUGCAAGAUUGGCCUGACUUUUAGGAAUGCCAAUUGUAAAUUUUUAAUUGAAAACCGUUUAUUUUCUUAAAGCCCGUCCUCAUAUGACCUUAACUGUAUCAAGGACAUUCAAUCCUUUAAAAAUUGUAUUGCAAGGAAAACUAUUUCCAGGUAGAAACUUUUUAAGAUAUAGACGUGCUUAUAAAAAUAUCUACUUAAAUGUGCUUCCAUUUAUAUUAAGUGAUACAUAUUCCAUUGAGUGAAAAGAAAAAAUCACACAAUUUUCAUUUAACCUGCAGCUUGCGUAACAUGAACAGUGAGUGAAUUUCUCAGGCAUACUGUAUACCUAUUAUUUUAAAUCCACUUUGUGGAUUAUUACCGACAUUAUCACUAUAAUAGUUAAUAAUGGACAGUAAAUAAACUCUUUUUGUUUUAGGGAUGUAGACUUUACCCAAUAAUUAAAGUGUUGUUUGCUUGCAUUGUGACAUUUCGUUAUGUAUCAAUAAACAUUAGACAAAUCUCAA